GCAUGUACUUGCCAUACCUACUAUAUGCCUUUUCAUCWAUCAAUCUUAUUAACUAUGGGGCUGGUAUCACCAAUACUUUUUUGUGUGUGUGUGUGUCUGUGAUUUUUUUCUUAGAUUAAUAAUUGAUUAAAAGCCAGAACAGAAUCUGAUUAAAGUUUAUAAGUAACAUUAUUAACACAAUAACAUGUUUUGUUCUGAGACAGUAAAAACCUUUUUUUUUCCCCUAAAGAGAUUUUACUUAAUCAUUUCACAACAUCUGUUAAAAACAUUUUCAUCAUAUUCUAUUUUUUUCAAAUAGAAGUGUGUGUUUCAUAAAUACAACAAUGGGGCUCUCCUUGUUUCUUGCCUGCCUGAAUCAGACCUUUCGGCUUGUUGAGUCACGUGACAGUACAGCAUCAAAAGCACAGAAGAAGAAAGUGAGGGAGAAUCAAGACUGCUCCGCGCCGUCGCUCAUUUUGGUCCUUUCGGCUUGCCGUAAGMGACUAGCGAAAUGUUUAUAUGUAUCGAUCCCAGCGAAGUAUAUCGAUACAACCGCGCUGCCGUAGCUUGUGCUAGCGAGAUGGAUGACUUUGAGGAGCAGCUGGCAGAGACGGUUAAACAUUACAGUCAUCUUUACAACUGUUCCAACAAACCGUACAAAGAGAGUCAAAUGGCGAAGAACUCGUGGAAGGAGAUCUCACAGUUGUUGUGCACGGAGGAGUCCGUCUGUCGGAAACGGUGGCGCUCUCUGCGUGACAAAUUUGCAAAGGCCAAGCGGAGGGUAGAGAGAUGGAAGCGUGAAAACCCCGGCGGGAGGAGGAAACCCGUUCCAGCUCUGUACACUGCUUUACAGUGGCUGGACAGUUACAUAAAGAGCCGCGAGGCGACAGUCGACAUGAAUGUGUUUGAAGUGGAGAUAGACGGAGGAAUAGACGACGUGGAGAAAGAGCCAGAAAAAGACAAGAAGGAGCUGCUGGACUCCCUGCCGGUCAUCACUACCAUUUUCUCUGCUGCUGAUUCCAGUCCUAGCAGCCUUCAGACUGUGGACGCUUCUCUUAAACGCAAAAGACAAACGAGCACACAAACGGAGAAGAGUUCUGCGGACACCCUCGCCGGUCUCAGAGAUGAAGAUGAACUGUUUCUGCUCAGCCUGCUGCCCUCAAUAAAGAGGCUGAGUAACAGAAAAAAGAUGGAGGUSAGGAUGAAGUUUCAGCAGGUGMUUUAUUCAGCAGAAUUUGAGAACUCAAAUAGUUAAAAAGAGGUUGUUGAUUGUUAUAUGUACAUUCGUUACAACUUGUAAAUAUUUAUUUUUUAAUCAAGAUAAAUCAAAAACUUGUUUUUUUUAUGCUGUGUACAUCUUUUGGAAAUUCACUAUCUGGUCAAAAAGUCUCGUUUUUCUGAACUACCCAAUUUUUUUUACACAUAUAAAAUGUUUUGAUCAGCAUAAGCAAUGAGAGCGUUAAUUUACAUCACAUUUUAAAAAUGUGCUUUUAGAUAAAGUUUACUUUUCGUUUGUGGGAAAGAUAAUUUCUAAAUUUAUGUUGAAGUGUUUUUUUUUUUGCUAAGAUAAAACAAAGGAAAUAUUGAGGCCAUGUGAAUCUAAAACAGUCAAAUAUAGAGCGUCAUAGGGAGCAAGUGCUUUAUAUGGCAAGCAAUUCAUUUAUUUAGUUUGUGGUAAAUAUUUGACAGAGUUUCUCAACUUCUCUUUUGCAAAGUAAAAAUUUCUGAUCAAGAACUUACAAAUUGCAGGUAAGUUUGAUUUCAUAUUUUAGUUCUCUUUGUUUAUUCUCACUCCAAUAAACAAUGACUUGUAAAAUGAUAGAUUACGCUGCACAUAAAUAGCUAUUUUYCUAAAGGGUGCUAUUUAUACAAGGUAUAUUUUACAAAUAAAUAUCUUGUUUUUU
Austrofundulus limnaeus is the source of this 1883-nucleotide messenger RNA. RefSeq lists its product as uncharacterized. The record is from RefSeq and is a predicted model, not a curated record. Gene Ontology annotation, molecular function: DNA binding. Gene Ontology annotation, biological process: regulation of transcription by RNA polymerase II. NCBI's taxonomy places the organism in Eukaryota, Metazoa, Chordata, Actinopteri, Cyprinodontiformes, Rivulidae. Gene Ontology annotation, cellular component: transcription regulator complex; nucleus. The transcript has 2 exons. The coding region runs from base 491 to 1234 and encodes 247 amino acids.